This is a messenger RNA of Lutra lutra (Eurasian river otter), 1188 nucleotides long. It is a transcript of the gene TEX48, whose product is annotated as testis expressed 48. The record is from RefSeq and is a predicted model, not a curated record. Bases 582 to 938 code for a protein of 118 amino acids. The transcript has 6 exons. NCBI's taxonomy places the organism in Eukaryota, Metazoa, Chordata, Mammalia, Carnivora, Mustelidae.
CUGAUGUUGUGGUCCAGUCAAACCCCUCUGCUCCCAGCAUUCCCUGGUUCACUGGCUCUGUGACAUCACAGCCUCCUCUCUGCUCUGCCAGCUGCAGAACCAGAAAGAUCCAUAAAGGCACCAUCUAGCCCAACUUCCUCUUCUCCUUGAUGAAGCCCCUGAGACUCAGAGAUGCACGCCGACUUGCCCGCAGCCACUCAGCAAGUUAGUGGCGGAACCAGGACCUAAACCUGCAAGACUGAGCUUCAUUGCAUGUUCUCCUGGGACCUAGACCAGCUGGAAUAUUCUGGAGCCGACGAACCAAUGAAGGGAAGGGAAAAGGGAUGGAAUGGCCAUUGACUUGGCAUUUAUUGGCAUUAUCAUGUGCCAAGCACCACGGGGGUGGGGGGGGUGACUUGUCACAUAUUUAACCCUUUACUUCUGCAGGCAGACUCUUCAUUCCCCCUUUCCCCAUGAAAAGACUGAGGUUCCAGAAGGAAAACAGUCCUGCUCCGGGAACUGGGCUCCAAGUCAAGACCAGCUGAUUCAACCAAGCGCCCCCUCCAGGCAGAGCUGGCAGAGUAAAAUUUCAACUCCUCUCCAUGGCCCACCAAAACCUGGCCUCGAAGAUCUUCUGCUUAUGCUGCAGAGACUGUGAGGAGCCCCACACCAUGGACGACUCCAAGGUCCCCAGCCAAACCCAAGAGCAUCAGCCAUCGAACUGCAGCUUGCAGAAGGGGGAGCUGUCCAGCAAGAGUUCCAAGCAUGCUAAGGAAGCCUCCGGCUUGCCUUUGGGACAACCUCUGAUCCACCCAGAAAAGAGAGCCUCUUCCACCAGCAACAACGAGUAUGAAGAAUGGAAUACACGUGUGUGCCCAAGAGGUUUUUACAAGAGAAACCUAAACUGCUACUCUCAGGACCACUGGCCAUUCCAGCCAUGCCACAUAGGGAGACCCUGACCAUUCUAGUCCGCAGCUCCCAGGCAGGCCUCCAGGACUGCAUGCUGCUGGAGGGGCUCCAGGAGGAAGGGGGAGGUGAGCGGGGGCCAUGAAGACAGAUUCAGAAACUCCCCCAGAGGAGGAGAAGAAGUCUGAGCCACCUCUGAGCCACCAGCAAGAAUUCCUUCCGCUCCUAAAAAAGCCACUGUGGGGGGAGCUGCCUCCAAUUAAAGCCCUUGGUGAUAUCACGGGACUGUGUCUCCUCCUUCCC